Kluyveromyces marxianus DMKU3-1042 is the source of this 1422-nucleotide messenger RNA. It is a transcript of the gene SSF1, whose product is annotated as rRNA-binding ribosome biosynthesis protein. The transcript has a single exon. Gene Ontology annotation, molecular function: rRNA binding. Gene Ontology annotation, cellular component: preribosome, large subunit precursor. Bases 1 to 1422 code for a protein of 473 amino acids. The record is from RefSeq and is a predicted model, not a curated record. Gene Ontology annotation, biological process: ribosomal large subunit assembly; rRNA processing. Lineage: Eukaryota; Fungi; Ascomycota; Saccharomycetes; Saccharomycetales; Saccharomycetaceae.
AUGGCUAAAAGAAGAAGCAAGAAUAGAACCCAUGUUAAGCCAUCUCCAGAGGAGUUGAAGAAGAUUCCAAAAUCCAUGGUGAUAAGAGUUGGACAGACAUCUUUGUCUAGUCACUCUUUGAAUCAAUUAGUCAAGGAUUUCCGUAAUAUAAUGCAACCACAUACUGCUAUUAAGCUUAGAGAGCGCAAAUCGAAUAAGUUGAAGGAUUUUGUCGUAAUGUGUGGCCCAUUAGGAGUUUCCCAUUUGUUCAUCUUUACACAAUCAGAAAAGACCGGUAAUGUAUCACUUAAGAUUGCAAGAACACCACAAGGACCAACUAUCACUUUCCAAGUACAAGACUACUCCUUGAGUAAAGAUAUCAAGAAAUUUUUGAGAAGGCCCAAAUCUCUUGGGAAGGAAGAUAUUCUAAAUCCGCCUUUGUUGGUAUUGAACGGAUUUCAUAUCAAGGGCAACGAGGAUGAGGAAGCAGCCAACGUAGAGAAGGUUAUUGUUUCUAUGUUCCAGAAUGUUUUCCCACCUUUAAACCCAUCUAAAAUUCAAUUGAACACUAUCAAGAGAGUUUUCAUGAUUAACAAAGAUGCAGCUACCGGUGAAAUAUCGUUAAGACAUUAUGCUAUAGAGGUCAGAGAGGUGGAACUUUCUAAGAAUCUAAAAAAACUAUACAAGUCGAAACAAAAACUAAGUAAACCGGUGCCGAAUUUGCAUAGAAAGGAUGAUAUUGCAUCAUUGAUACUUGAUCAUGACAUUGGUGCUUACACUUCUGAAUCUGAGAUUGAAGAAGAUGCCAUAGUGAAAGUCAUGGAUAAAGAUAACCAACAUAUUAAGCAUUUACCACACCAUGCGUCAAAGAAAAAGACUGAACAUUCAACAAAACCAAAUGGCGAAUCCCAUGAUAAUGACGGUGACAUUCCAAUGAAGGAUGAGGAAGAACAAGUUGAACAUCAACAACAGCAAGAGGAGGAUGACUAUCAAUCAGCCCAACAACCAAAGAAGAAGGCUAUAAAACUUACAGAAAUAGGUCCUAGAUUGACUUUGAAACUAGUUAAAAUAGAAGAGGGUAUCUGUGCAGGGAAAGUUUUGCAUCAUGAAUUUGUUAAGAAGUCUGAUGCCGAGAUUAGGGCCUUAGAAAAGAGACAUGCUGAGAAGAUGAGACUCAAGGAACAAAGAAGAAAGGAACAGGAGGAGAACAUAGCAAGGAAGAAGGCAGCCAAGGAGGCUAAAAAACAAAGAAAACUAGAAAGAAGAAAGGCCAGAGAAUUAGCCAACGCUAAGGGAGAUGGAUCAGAUGCCGACAAUUCGUCUGCCUCAGAUUCCUCAGACUCUGAAGAUUCUGAUAGUUCUAGCAGCGAAAACAACUAUAGCGAUGUUCCUGAAGAUUUAGACAGCGAUCUCUUCAGUGAUGUUGACGAAGGUGCCAAUUAA